This is a messenger RNA of Aspergillus calidoustus, 1773 nucleotides long. NCBI's taxonomy places the organism in Eukaryota, Fungi, Ascomycota, Eurotiomycetes, Eurotiales, Aspergillaceae. The record is from the annotation of a GenBank genome assembly.
AUGACCGCCGACUUGAUCUCGUCCUCUCCCUCCUCCUUCAUCCUAUCCGCCAUUGCACCCCCUCGGCCUGUCUCAGUCAAUGCCCUCGCACGAACCUCUUCCUUAUCCGAUACUCUGCCAUUUUCAAAAUCCACUCGAAGCACAAGCGCCGAGAUCCCGGCUCAUGAUAGUCCUUCCGCGGCUCCCGUGGGUCCGGACUUCCUGGGCUGGGCCCAGUCUCCAGUGGAUACCGAGAUGGAGGAUGUGCAAUUAGCUGAGACACCAUUGCCAUCAAUGCGUCGAUCCGAAAUCCAGUUUGAACAUCUACCGGUCGAGAUCCACGAGACUAUACUUGACUAUCUGUUUGGUGAGCGCACAUCGACCCUGUCGACAUCGGCUGGUGGAAAGUCCCCUGCGAGGAGCUGGAACAAAUCAUUACGUCAUCCCAGACGCAAAGCUCUUUCGAAUCUCGCUUUGAUAUCGCCGGUAUGGAGGGUUUUGGUUCAAGAUCGGAUCUACAGGCACGUCAAACUCAAGGGCACCACAGAUGAGCUGGCGGAAAGUGCACGCUGGUUUCGUGCGCACCCUCAUCUAGCACCGUACGUUCGUCAUGUCGAGAUAUGGGUACCUGUAUGGGGCCAGCGAGCGAUCAAAUAUACUCCCCGUCAUCCUCCACCUCGGAGAUUCAAUGAUGAGGAUAUCGCUGCUGCAGACACGGCAAUUGUGCAGGCUACGAUGGCGUGGGAUGAUGCUGAGUCGAGCCCUGCCACCGACUACAAAUACCACUAUGCAAGCCACAAUGCCACGCUGGAGGAGAUGUUUGUUCACGUAAAGGCCGUGUUUCCAGAGGCUCGUAUACUUACGCUGGAAGGGGGUCACUGCAAGAAACCACCGAUGGUACGCCACUUUCGCAGUGACCCAUCCGGUCGUAGUAACCAGUGCCUCCCCGUGUUAUCGGACAUUCAGACAUUCGUAAUGCGAGGAGCAUGGAACAUCAUGCGGGAUCACCAACACUGGUCUACUCUAUCCAAGGCGCUGCCGAACGUGCGUGAGUGGCAUUGUUCUUAUGCGAAACCGAAGAUCGAGGGCUACGAGACUAUUGCGGCGAUCCUGCGUCGUCUUCCUCCGUCGUUGAUUCACAUCAAUGUCAGCCUCGAGGGGUUCUACAACAAAGACAAUUCCCAGAGUCGCUGGCUCGGCGAUGGCAUCAACCCGCCACACCUCUGUCGUCUGCUUGGAGACGUCGCACCACGCUUAGAGUCUCUCACGUUCACCGGCAAAGUGUGCGCAUGUCUGUUUGACUCCACUCGGGAUUCGAUGAGCACGUGGCGAGCCAAAUCGAAACUCAAGUUGUUGGAUCUGGUGGUGAAAACUUGCUGUCGAGACAAGAAGCUGCAUCCAGCCCUACCCUUCCUCGAUGAAUUCUCAGGUAUCACCAACAUGAACUUCAUCCGGGCAUUCGAAAAGCUUGUCAUUGGAGCCAUCCAAAGUCUCCAACUCCAUCUUGAGUUGAAUUAUAUGCGCAUCCGAUUUAUCGAUUUGGAUUCCGCUUGUCCGCCGUUAAAUCCCUACUUCCAACUCGUGGACGACAAAUGCACCGGCUUGUGGAGUGAACAGAUUCUGGAAUCGUUGCACGAGUCCCGACCAGACGCGACAUACCUCAAGCUGACCGAUGGGAUAUACCCGCAGUACGGCCACAACCACCAGAUUGUCGGCGCCAUCUAUCCCCGCACGCGACCUCUGAGCAUCCACGCCUCAACGUACAGGAUCAUAGCCGACGUGCCGAAACCCUGA